Messenger RNA from Girardinichthys multiradiatus, 2863 nucleotides. It is a transcript of the gene pyroxd2, whose product is annotated as pyridine nucleotide-disulphide oxidoreductase domain 2. The transcript has 16 exons. Lineage: Eukaryota; Metazoa; Chordata; Actinopteri; Cyprinodontiformes; Goodeidae. Gene Ontology annotation, molecular function: oxidoreductase activity. Bases 39 to 1778 code for a protein of 579 amino acids. The record is from RefSeq and is a predicted model, not a curated record.
GACCGAUGUUAGAUAACUGAAAGCUUCAAACUCCUGCCAUGGCUGCAGCGGUGUGGACGGAUCGAGGACGCUGGACACUGCGGCGGAUACUGAUAGGAUCCAGGUCUAAUCACACCAUUUUAAAACCCUGCUAUGACGCGCUGAUCAUCGGAGGAGGGCACAAUGGACUGGUGGCUGCAGCCUAUCUUCAGAAAGGAGGGGUGAAGACAGCUGUACUGGAGCGCAGACAUGUGCUGGGAGGAGCCGCUGUUUCAGAAGAGGUCUUUCCGGGUUUCCACUUCUCCAGGUGCUCAUAUUUGCUCAGUUUGUUACGACCUCACAUAUGCAGAGAACUUGAGCUUAAGAAACAUGGGCUGAAGGUGUACAUGAGAGAGCCCCAUUCUUUCACCCCCAUGCUGGAGGAGGGGAUGAAGGGGGCUCCACCAAGGUCCCUCACCCUCGGCUCAGAUCUGGCCAAAAACCAGGAUGAGAUCAGCAAGUUUUCACCAAAGGAUGCUAAGGCUUAUCCAGAAUUUCUUGCACACCUUGAAAAGUUAGCCACCGCUAUCCACCCUCUACUGGACUCUCCACCUGUAGAUAUACGCGGAGUUACAGCUGGAUCACUGAGAAAGAGGCUGGCUGCAGCUAAAACACUGAUGCCUGUUGUCAAAUGCGGUCUGAAACUUGGAGGGAAUAUUCCAGACUUUUAUGAGAUUAUAACUGCACCAAUAAUGAAGGUUCUCACUCAGUGGUUUGAUUCAGAGCCACUGAGAGCAACAUUGGCUACUGAUGGUGUGAUCGGGGCCAUGACCAGUCCUAGUAACCCCGGUAGUGGGUAUGUACUUUUGCACCAUGUAAUGGGGGAGCUGGAGAAGGAGAAAGGAGCUUGGGGUUACGUGGCGGGAGGGAUGGGAGGAGUGUCUCAGGCUAUAGCAAAAGCUGCUCAGUCUUAUGGAGUAGACGUUUUUACAGAGAAGGAUGUAGGACAGAUCCUUGUUGAUUCAGAUGGUGCAGCUAAAGGAGUUGCACUAAAGGAUGGCACAGAGAUCCACAGUAAAGUGGUUUUAUCAAAUACCACCCCCUAUGUUACUUUCAAGAACUUGACACCAAAGGGUGCUCUUUCUGAAGAGUUCGUCAAAGCUAUAGAUCAAAUAGACUACACUUCACCCGUUACGAAGAUUAACGUGGCGGUAGAUAAAUUACCAAACUUCCUGGCAUCACCAACACCAGAUGAUAAACCUGGACCCCAUCAUCAAUGCUCAAUACAUCUAAACUGUGAAAAUGUGGACAUACUAGAGGCUGCAUAUAAGGAGGCCAAGAAUGGACGUCCCUCAGCAAGACCUAUGAUGGAGAUGACUAUUCCAUCUGUUUUGGACCCCACUUUAGCUCCCUCUGGCUGUCAUGUAGUGUCACUGUUCACCCAGUUUACCCCCUACCACAUUGAAGGGAAAGAGUGGACCGAGCAGGACCGAGAGGCCUUUGCAGACACUGUUUUUGACUGGGUGGAACAGUACGCUCCUGGGUUUAAAACUUCUGUUGUGGGCAGAGACAUCCUGUGUCCCCCCGACCUGGAGAGGAUCUUUGGACUCACUGGAGGGAAUAUCUUCCAUGGAUCAAUGUCUCUGGACCAGCUCUACCUAGCACGACCUUUGCCCUCACUCUCAGACUAUCGCUCACCACUUAAAGGGCUCUAUCUGUGUGGCAGUGGCUGUCAUCCAGGUGGUGGUGUGAUGGGUUCUCCAGGCUGGAACGCAGCGCUCACUGUUAUAUCUGAUCUGAAUCGUCACAGAAAAAUGUGAAAGCAUUAUUGCAGUUUUAUGAAAUUACAACCCCAACUCCAGGUUUGCAUAAGUAUUGAUACCCCUUGAACCCCAACAUUCUGUGAUGUUCCAACCAGAAACUUCAAUGUAAUUACCGGGAUGUUAUGUGAUAUACCAACACAAAGUAGCACAUAGUUGUGAAGCGGUACCCCGUUAUUGCCCUGUAUUUAGCUCCAUCUGUAUUCCCAUCAACUCCGACCAGCUUCCCUGUCUCCGAUGAAGAGAAGCAGUGCCACAGCAUAAUGCUGCCACCAUCAUGCUUCAUAGUGAAGAGGAUGUGUUCAGGAUUAUGUUAGUUUAGCAUUUUUCAUGUAGGACAAAAUGUUUAAUUUUAGUGUCAUCUGACCAGGUCACCUUCUUCCACAUGUUUGCUGUUUCCCCUAAAUGGCUUGUGGUAACCUGCAACUACUGCCUAUGGUUUGCUUCUUGCCAUUUUUCCAUAAAGGCCAGAUUUGUAGGGAGCUUGACUAAUAGUUUUCUUGUCAACAGAUUCUCCCACCUGAACAGUGGAUUUCUGCAGCACCUGCAGGGUUAGGGUAAUGGUAAUCUUGGCUACUUCUCUGAUUAAUGCUCUCUUUGCAAAACCUAUUAGUUUAGCUGGAGGUCAUAUCUUGGUGGCCUCCAGCAAGUAUUCAUAUCCAUGUAUUCAUACCUUUUAAGAGAUAUGAAUACAUAUACAAGGUCAUGUAUUUCAUUACAUGUCUUUAUAUAUGGUUAUUUUCUGCAACUUUGGUUGAAAGAAGACAAGUCUUAAGAUCCUAGAAACAUGCGACAGAGACAAUGAAAUGGUCUGUGAUACAGGUUUUGUAGUGUUGUCUUUACAUAUUAUUACAACUCUUGAGCUAAAGAGGGAAACCGAUUUUGAUUUGGAAAAGCACUUGCUAUUACCAAUCAACUCAAGUAGAAUAAUGUUUUAUAGCUAUUGUAGCUAAAAUGGCUUGUUCCAAACCUACCUGUUCCUCAAAAGUAACAACAAAAUUAUCUAACACUUUCGCAAUCAUUAAAAUGAUGCACAGUAAAGCUUUUUAGGUUUGAAAUUUUUAAAAUAAAUUCCUUUAAACCUG